This is a messenger RNA of Gossypium raimondii (Peruvian cotton), 2246 nucleotides long. RefSeq names its product putative clathrin assembly protein At2g01600. The record is from RefSeq and is a predicted model, not a curated record. Gene Ontology annotation, molecular function: 1-phosphatidylinositol binding; clathrin heavy chain binding; phosphatidylinositol-4,5-bisphosphate binding. Bases 297 to 1997 code for a protein of 566 amino acids. Lineage: Eukaryota; Viridiplantae; Streptophyta; Magnoliopsida; Malvales; Malvaceae. Gene Ontology annotation, biological process: clathrin coat assembly; vesicle budding from membrane; clathrin-dependent endocytosis. Gene Ontology annotation, cellular component: clathrin-coated vesicle; clathrin-coated pit. The transcript has 15 exons.
GGCCGCCAAUUGCCAAACAGCCUCCAAUCUCACGCCAAAAGAUCCCUUCUUCGCCAAAAAAGAAAAGGUGUUAUACAGUUCACAGAGAAGCGUCAAUCAAAGAACUGAUCACCGUUGAGCGACACUUCAUCUUUUGGAUUACUCUCUCUCUAAUUUUUUUCUUUGCCCUUCGAUUGAUUAUUUCAUCUGCGGUUCGCUGAGAGAGAAAAGAAAGGAAAAUCAAGUGUGAAGCAAACACGUCAUUAUUAAAUAAAUAAAAGUGGUAGAGCGAUCUCAGCGGUUAAAGAGGGUACAAAAUGGCGACUCUUCAAACAUGGAGAAAAGCUUAUGGUGCCCUUAAAGAUACCACCAAAGUCGGACUCGCUCAUGUCAACAGCGAUUAUGCGGAUUUGGAUGUGGCCGUAGUCAAAGCUACCAACCAUGUCGAGUGUCCUCCAAAAGAAAGGCAUCUUAGAAAAAUCUUCAUUGCGACAUCAGCGAUUCGGCCUCGAGCAGAUGUUGCUUAUUGCAUUCAUGCUCUUGGCCGCAGAUUGACCAAGACUCAUAACUGGACGGUUGCAUUGAAAACGCUUAUAGUUAUCCAUAGAGCAUUGAGGGAAGGUGAUCCUACUUUCAGAGAAGAACUUUUAAACUUCUCUCAGAGAGCACGGAUUCUCCAACUUUCUAAUUUCAAGGAUGAUUCUAGCCCUAUCGCAUGGGAUUGCUCUGCCUGGGUACGUACAUAUGCAUUGUUUUUGGAAGAGAGGCUUGAAUGUUUUAGGAUUCUGAAGUAUGACAUUGAAGCUGAGCGUCUACCAAGACCUGACCAGGGGCAGGAUAAGGGUUACAGCAGAACCCGGGAGUUGGACAGCGAAGAAUUGUUGACACAAUUGCCUGCUCUGCAACAGUUGCUUCACCGUCUUAUUGGUUGCCGGCCAGAAGGUGCUGCUAUAGGCAACUAUGUUAUACAGUACGCUUUGGCUCUGGUGCUGAAGGAGAGCUUCAAAAUAUAUUGUGCUAUUAAUGAUGGAAUUAUAAAUCUUGUUGACAAGUUUUUUGAGAUGCCAAGACAUGAGGCUGUCAAUGCUCUUGAUGUAUACAAGCGAGCUGGUCAGCAGGCUAAUAGCCUUUCUGAUUUCUACGAAGUUUGCAAAGGAUUGGAACUUGCUAGGAACUUCCAGUUUCCUGUUCUCAGGGAGCCGCCACAAUCUUUUCUUGCUACCAUGGAAGAGUAUAUUAGAGAGGCACCACGUGUGGUUUCUGUUCCAACAGAACCGUUGCUUCAAUUAACAUACAGACCUGAGGAAGGCCCUUCUGAAGAUUCUAAAUUACCCAAUGAUGAACCUGAGCCAUCUGCUCCUGCUGAUGACAAUGAUGCAGCUUCCACUGUUGAGACUGCUCCCCCUCCCCCUCCCCCAACUCAGACCAACAUGGACACUGGAGAUUUAUUGGGAUUGAAUUAUUCUGCACCUGAUGCCUCAGCAAUUGAGGAAAGCAAUGCUUUAGCUCUAGCCAUAGUACCAACUGAAUCUGGUACUGCUUCAACAUUUAAUUCUAGUGCUGGUCAGCCUGUGGAAUUUGAUCCUACUGGAUGGGAACUUGCCCUUGUCACCACACCAAGUACCGAUAUUUCUGCACCUACUGAUAGGCAAUUGGCUGGUGGAUUGGACUCGCUCACUCUCAACAGCUUAUAUGAUGAAGCAGCAUAUAGAGCUCAACAUCCUGCAUAUGGAACACCAGCUCCAAAUCCAUUUGACGCACAAGACCCAUUUGCCAUGUCAAAUAACGUUGCUCCCCCACCUGCAGUGCAAAUGGCAGCAAUGGCUCAACAACAAAACAAUCCUUUUGGUGCUUACCAGCCUGCUUAUCAGCAGCCGCAGCAGCAGCAGCAGCAGUUGAUGAUGAGCCCAUCAAAUCCAUUUGGUGAUACAGGGUUCGGGGCAUUUCCGGUGAACCAAGUGGCCCCUGUUGGUCAACCACAUGCUAAUAAUCCAUUUGGAAGCACAGGCCUGUUGUAAUGUUAAGUGUGAAGAGUUGGGUUUGUGGAUUUUGGUUGGUUUGAUCAGUUUGGGCAUCAUUUUAUGAGAUGAUGGAAAGAGUGGGUAGGUUGUGUUUUAGGCACACGAGGAAUGGCUUUCAGCAGCUAUCUUUUAUUACAUUUUGUAUGGGGUUGUAAAGUCAGUAGUUCAAAGAUGUAAUAAUAUCUUAGAUGAUUACUACAAUUAUUUUUGAAAAAUCCCAGCCGUGUGCAUCUUUUAAAAUGUCAA